Molecule: messenger RNA, 1362 nt
Organism: Odobenus rosmarus divergens (Pacific walrus)
Lineage: Eukaryota; Metazoa; Chordata; Mammalia; Carnivora; Odobenidae
Gene: PAX1
Product: paired box 1
Exons: 5
Coding region: 1-1362 (453 amino acids)
Biological process (GO): anatomical structure development; regulation of transcription by RNA polymerase II
Molecular function (GO): DNA-binding transcription factor activity, RNA polymerase II-specific; RNA polymerase II cis-regulatory region sequence-specific DNA binding
Source: RefSeq, a predicted model, not a curated record
AUGAAGUUCACUCUAGGCCUGGGGUCGCGGGCGUGGAGAGUGUCCUGGGAGCGCCCGGCGGCGGCGGCGGGCCAGGGGGAGGGCGGCUGCGCGCUCGGCGGCGGCGCACGGCGCGUUUCCAGCCCGCGGCCCGGCCGCCUCGGCUCCCGACUCGCGCGCGCCCUCCCUCUAUGCCUCUCCCGCGGCGGCGGCGCCCGAGCUCUCCCGGACUGUGCCGGGCCCAGUCCCGGCCGCCUCGGCGCCAGGCAGCUGGCUGGCCCGCGCGCUAUGGAGCAGACGUACGGCGAGGUGAACCAGCUGGGCGGCGUGUUCGUCAACGGCCGCCCCCUGCCCAACGCCAUCCGCUUGCGCAUCGUGGAGCUGGCGCAGUUGGGCAUCCGACCCUGUGACAUCAGCCGGCAGCUUCGCGUAUCCCACGGCUGCGUGAGCAAGAUCCUGGCGCGCUACAACGAGACAGGCUCCAUCCUGCCCGGGGCCAUCGGGGGCAGCAAACCCCGCGUCACUACCCCCAACGUGGUCAAGCACAUCCGGGACUAUAAGCAGGGCGACCCUGGCAUUUUUGCCUGGGAGAUCCGCGACCGGCUGCUGGCCGAUGGCGUCUGCGACAAGUACAACGUGCCCUCUGUGAGCUCCAUCAGCCGAAUCCUGCGCAAUAAGAUUGGCAGCCUGGCGCAGCCUGGGCCCUACGAGGCGAGCAAGCAGCCGCCGCCGCAGCCGGCGCUGCCCUACAACCAUAUCUACCAGUAUCCCUACCCCAGCCCUGUGUCGUCUACGGGCGCCAAGAUGGGCAGCCACCACGGGGUCCCGGGCACAGCAGGCCACGUCAGCAUACCCCGUUCAUGGCCCUCGGCGCACUCGGUCAGCAACAUCCUUGGCAUUCGGACGUUUAUGGAGCAAACAGGGGCCCUGGCUGGGAGCGAAGGUGCCGCCUACUCCCCCAAGAUGGAAGACUGGGCCAGCGUGAACCGCACGGCCUUUCCGGCCACUCCAGCAGUGAAUGGUCUCGAGAAGCCUGCCUUGGAGGCGGACAUUAAAUACACUCAGUCGGCCUCUGGCCUCCCUGCGGUAGGCGGUUUCCUGCCGGCGUGUGCCUACCCGGCUUCCAACCAGCAUGGCGUGUACAGCGCACCGGCCGGCGGCUACCUCGCCCCGGGCCCGCCAUGGCCGCCAGCGCAGCCGCCCCCGCUGGCGCCUCCCGGGGCCGGCGUCACAGUCCACGGUGGGGACCUGGCCGCAGCGAUGACCUUCAAGCAUCCCAGCCGGGAAGUGGCCGACCGGAAGCCGUCCAGCCCCGGCGGCGGCAAGGCCCCGGAUGGCCUCAGUAGCUUACACGGACUGCCCAUCCCGGCUUCGACCUCCUAG